Molecule: messenger RNA, 3440 nt
Organism: Cajanus cajan (pigeon pea)
Lineage: Eukaryota; Viridiplantae; Streptophyta; Magnoliopsida; Fabales; Fabaceae
Gene: REV
Product: Homeobox-leucine zipper family protein / lipid-binding START domain-containing protein
Molecular function (GO): lipid binding; DNA-binding transcription factor activity; DNA binding
Source: RefSeq, a predicted model, not a curated record
GAACCUCCCAUGUUUCUCGAUCUUCGUGCUGAAACCUCAACUCACAAUUUCUCACUCACUUUAUUCCCUCACUCACUCACUCACUCACUCACUCACUCCUUCACUCACCUUCCUCACCUAUUACCACCAUGCUUAGUUAGGUUAGGGUUUCUUUACUAUUCCUUCCUUCUUCUUCAAGCCCCUUCCUUUCUUUUUUUCCCUCAACAAAACCCCGCAAUUUCAGCUCAAACUCAAAUCUUUCUCUCUGCAACUCAACAAAAAGAGGGGACACUGAAGUGGGGUGGGGGGGUUCUCUACUCUUACCUGGGAAAACAAACGAGCGUUUCCUGUUUCCACUUUGGAGCAUUCCCUGCAAUUUCAAUGAAAGACAGUUUUUUUAUCCCUCUUUCCUUUUAUUUUUUAUUAUCUUAGCUGGUUCCACGGUAAAGAAGGAACCAAUAACGGUGGUUGCACAAGUAUACACACACUACUUCUUCCCCUCUUCAACGUUUCAGUUUUCUUAUGCCCCUUUGCUAGUACCAACAUCACCCACCACCCACCACCCACCACCCACCUUGCUUUUCAUUAUGGCCAUGGCUGUGGCUCAACACAGAGAGAGUAGCAGCAGUGGGAGCAUUGACAAGCAUCUAGAUUCUGGCAAGUAUGUGAGGUACACUGCUGAGCAAGUUGAGGCUCUUGAAAGGGUCUAUGCUGAGUGCCCUAAGCCUAGUUCUUUGAGGAGGCAGCAAUUGAUCAGAGAGUGCCCCAUUCUCUCCAACAUCGAGCCUAAGCAAAUCAAGGUUUGGUUCCAGAACCGCAGGUGCAGGGAGAAGCAGAGAAAAGAGGCUUCACGGCUUCAGACUGUGAACCGCAAACUCACGGCAAUGAACAAGUUGUUGAUGGAGGAGAAUGAUCGGUUGCAGAAGCAGGUGUCACAGCUUGUGUGUGAAAAUGGUUACAUGAGGCAGCAAUUGCAUACUACACCAGCAGCAACUACUGAUGCUAGUUGUGAUUCGGUGGUUACUACUCCUCAGCAGACCAUGAGAGAUGCUAAUAACCCUGCUGGACUCCUAUCAAUUGCGGAGGAGACCUUGACAGAGUUCCUUUCAAAGGCUACGGGAACUGCUGUAGAUUGGGUCCAGAUGCCUGGGAUGAAGCCUGGUCCGGAUUCGGUUGGGAUCUUUGCCAUUUCACAAAGUUGCAGUGGAGUGGCAGCUCGAGCCUGUGGUCUUGUUAGUUUAGAACCUACAAAGAUUGCAGAGAUCCUUAAAGAUCGUCCAUCUUGGUUUCGGGACUGUCGGAGCCUAGAAGUUUUCACUAUGUUUCCUGCUGGAAAUGGGGGAACCAUUGAACUUGUUUACACACAGACAUAUGCUCCAACAACACUGGCUCCUGCCCGGGAUUUCUGGACUCUGAGAUACACAACAAGUUUGGAAAAUGGCAGUCUAGUGGUUUGUGAGAGGUCCCUUUCUGGUUCUGGCUCGGGCCCUAAUCCAGCUGCUGCUGCUCAAUUUGUAAGGGCUGAAACGCUCCCUAGUGGCUACUUGAUUCGACCAUGUGAGGGCGGAGGGUCAAUUAUUCACAUAGUAGACCACCUAAAUCUUGAGGCAUGGAGUGUGCCUGAAGUGUUGCGGCCACUUUAUGAAUCAUCAAAGGUGAUAGCUCAGAAAAUGACAAUUGCGGCACUUCGCUAUAUCAGGCAAAUAGCUCAGGAAACAAGUGGUGAAGUGGUUUAUGGAUUGGGUAGGCAGCCUGCUGUUCUGCGAACUUUCAGCCAAAGAUUAAGCAGAGGCUUCAAUGAUGCUGUAAAUGGAUUCAAUGAUGAUGGGUGGACUGUACUGAAUUGUGAUGGUGCUGAGGAUGUAAUUAUUGCCGUUAAUUCAACCAAGAAUUUGAGUGGCACUUCUAAUCCAGCGAGUUCCCUUACGUUCCUCGGAGGAAUUCUCUGUGCAAAAGCUUCUAUGCUUCUUCAAAAUGUCCCUCCUGCAGUUUUGGUUCGUUUUCUGAGGGAGCACCGCUCAGAGUGGGCUGAUUUCAAUGUUGAUGCUUAUGCUGCUGCAUCAUUGAAAGCUGGCACCUAUGCCUAUCCAGGGAUGAGGCCUACAAGAUUCACUGGCAGUCAAAUAAUCAUGCCUCUUGGUCAUACCAUUGAACAUGAAGAGAUGCUUGAAGUUAUUAGACUUGAAGGCCACUCUCUUGCUCAAGAAGAUGCUUUUGUUUCUAGGGACAUUCAUCUCUUACAGAUUUGUAGUGGGAUUGAUGAGCAUGCUGUGGGUGCUUGUUCUGAGCUCAUAUUUGCUCCAAUUGAUGAAAUGUUCCCGGAUGAUGCUCCAUUGGUUCCUUCUGGUUUCCGCAUCAUCCCACUGGAUUCAAAACCAGGUGAUAAAAAGGAUACAGUGGCUACAAAUCGGACCCUGGAUUUGACAUCUGGUUUUGAAGUGAGCCCAGCAACAACUCAAGGUGCAGACGCGUCAAGUCACAACACUCGAUCAGUGUUGACUAUUGCUUUCCAGUUCCCAUUUGACAGCAGUUUGCAAGAUAAUGUUGCAGUCAUGGCACGUCAAUACGUCCGUAGUGUGAUUUCCUCUGUGCAGAGGGUUGCCAUGGCUAUAUCUCCAUCUGGUAUAAACCCAGCUGUCGGAGCAAAACUUUCUCCUGGUUCUCCAGAGGCUGUAACGCUCGCUCACUGGAUCUGCCAAAGCUACAGUUACUAUUUGGGGUCCGACUUGCUGAGAUCAGAUUCCCUUGUUGGUGACAUGAUGCUGAAGCAUCUGUGGCAUCAUCAGGAUGCCAUUCUAUGCUGUUCACUGAAGUCGUUGCCAGUGUUCAUAUUUGCAAAUCAAGCAGGCCUAGACAUGUUGGAAACAACUCUAGUGGCUCUACAAGACAUCACAUUGGAUAAAAUAUUUGAUGAGUCUGGACGCAAGGCAUUGUGUUCAGACUUUGCCAAGUUAAUGGAACAGGGGUUUGCUUAUCUGCCAGCUGGAAUCUGCAUGUCCACCAUGGGGAGGCAUGUUUCAUAUGACCAAGCCAUUGCAUGGAAAGUGCUUACUGGAGAAGAUAACAAUGUUCAUUGCUUGGCUUUCUCUUUCAUAAAUUGGUCUUUUGUAUGAGAAUCCAAUUCGUGUGCCCUGCUUUUUCCCACUUGAAUAUAAAAACAAUGGGUUAAAAGUUGAGACAGACAAAUUUGCAGGGAAAAAGAAAUCCUAAAUUUUUGUUUAACACAGGGUCAGGUUUGCAUUUAAUUCGAUUUAAUUUAUUUCUUAUUUAGUGCAGAGACCAAAUUGAAUUAAUCUUGUAAAUUAUUUAGUGCUAGAGUGAAGUUGAGACUCGAAUGACACAUGUUUUUGACUCUAGUGUAUCUUUCAACUCGAGUUAAGGUAAAACAAAGCACUUGUGUGAUGACAAAGCGCAUGUGUAACGUUUACUUACACACAAUCAAAGUUCUGGCUUGUGUCACA